Messenger RNA from Anisakis simplex (herring worm), 705 nucleotides. Lineage: Eukaryota; Metazoa; Nematoda; Chromadorea; Rhabditida; Anisakidae. The record is from the annotation of a GenBank genome assembly.
AUGCCAUCUCUUGCGGCAACAUUCGCUCAAUGCACCCAGAAACGAUUCCAACUGUGCGGUGGUAAUAGCAACGCUGAUAUUAUUAACGAUAACAGUCGAACUCGAUCUGUCUCUGAAUCACAAGAGCAACAUGAGCCAUCAACAAAAUGUAAUCCGAUAUUCCGUGCUGUCAUUGAGAAUCAAACUAAAUUUCAGUGGAUAUACGCACAAUACCUUAAACUGAUGGCAUUAUUCAUAAUGGCCGUCUCGCAUAUGCUGUAUAUGAGUGCUUUCUUGAACACAUUCAGCGCUCUGAUGGAUUACGGUGAUAUUGUCGAUAUAAAGGCAACCCAAACGCAAUCCUAUCCGCUUCGACAUCAACUCGAUAUCCUCGCUGAUUAUCGAAAAAAUAUGUGGAUGACCGUCGGCAGUAUGUGUGUUGCACUGUCAACAUCGUGUUUCUUUCUACUGCUCAAGACAUCACCACAGAAAUGUGCUUAUAUCUCCACCGUGCGUGUGAUCGAUUUAAUAGCAUUCACCACACUACCAGCACUGUUGUUCGCCAGAUCGAUGUUAAUCGAAAACGUUGAAAUGCAUCUUCCGGUCGUGCUGGCACAACUGCAAAAGAUUCAACCGGCCACUCAUGUUGCCGCAUCACUCGAUUGUUCCUUUACGACCGUCACUGACGACGUACGUUGUUGUCGGCUCCGUUUAUUCUCAUUCUGA